AUGACUUUAUAUCAGUACCUGAAGAAUAUUCUUCAUGUUUUUGGACGCCUUCACUGGUUUUUGACGGCAGCACUCAAAGAGAAACAAUACUUGAGCCCAAAACUGUCAUUAAAAUCAAAAGAGACAACGCAUUCUUUCAAAGUUAGUUGUCAUAUGAAUCUGCAGACCUAUCCAAUGGAUAGACAUACGUGUCAGUUCAACAUUCGCACCUUUUCAGAACCCAUUGAAAGAAUCGGUAAAUACAAGAAACAAAUAAUCAAAUGGUUUAAUGAAAACUAUACGGUUCUUGACUUGGAGUUCAUAUUUGAGCGAAGAAUCACAGCUAAUGUGCUAACCGUUUACAUUCCCAGUUCACUAGUGGUCACACUCUCGUGGAUUCAGUUCUGGUUUGAUGUCGAGGCUGUUCCCGGAAGAAUGUCUUUAGGAAUUAUGUCGACUUUAACUAUAAUGACCCAAAUAUUGACUAACUAUGAGAAGGCAGCCAAUCACGUGACAGCAGUGGACAUUUGGCUUCUGGUUUGUCUAAUAAUGGUAUUCUUGGCGCUCAUGGAGUAUGCUUUUGCUUAUACUAUAUCUCAUUACUACGACAUCGACGGCAACUUGAAGGCCAAGAAUUCAUUUAAGAAGAAUGUAAGUCUAAUAUUACAUGAAUUUCGCGCAAACAAAAUCAGGACAUCAAAUGCCAAUCAAAGCGACACUCUGGAGGACAUCAACAAUGAUAACAAAGAAAGUCAUUUAUUUACCAGAAAAAUCACAAAAGACAACACUAUUAACGAUAACAAAGAAGUCUUUCUUAAAGACGAAAAUAGGAUAAAGUCUUUGCAAGAAUUAUCGGAAGUCAUUCAUAGUCUCAUCAAAUCAUUUGGUGAAAUGAAUAAUAAAUUAGAGGCAAACUCCAUUACAUGGCUUAUGAUGUUUGGCUUAACAAAUGGUUAUAUCAGUGGUUAUCGGAUAUUAUCAGUUAGUGACCCGACAUUUGAAUGCUCUCCCUGUGCCAGAACCCGACUCAUCGGUUGCUUUAACGGCAGUUGUAGUUAUCGGUGCUAUAGAAGCUGUAAUAAUGGCACACAUAGUUAUAAUGAGGCGCAAAGAUUUGUCAUUGUGGGCACAAAAUGA
Molecule: messenger RNA, 1116 nt
Organism: Oppia nitens
Lineage: Eukaryota; Metazoa; Arthropoda; Arachnida; Sarcoptiformes; Oppiidae
Product: gamma-aminobutyric acid receptor subunit pi-like
Exons: 7
Coding region: 1-1116 (371 amino acids)
Biological process (GO): nervous system process; signal transduction; regulation of membrane potential
Cellular component (GO): neuron projection; membrane; synapse
Molecular function (GO): extracellular ligand-gated monoatomic ion channel activity; neurotransmitter receptor activity; chloride channel activity
Source: RefSeq, a predicted model, not a curated record